UAACGCCCGCGCCUGAGUGUAAACUGAUAUGGCGUCCUCGUCAAUGGAAAACAACGAAGGAGCAAAUGAGCUGAAUGAUAAAGACACUCAAGGGAUAGGGCUGGGAGAUGAUGUGAUAUUCAAAGAGACAAUGGAACCAAUGCUUACUGACAAUCCAAAUGAAUUUCUAUCUUCAGCAGUAGCAGAUCAAGAUCCACUGGUAUCAGUGGUUGGAAACUCGAGUGGUAAUGCAGACUCUGCUGAAAUGUUAGGUUUUUAUGGUGAGGAAGAAGUGAGGUAUGAUGAAACCUCAAGUGCAAGUCCUAACAUUGACCCUGGAACAGCAUCGACCAAUCCUGUGGUAACGACCGUGCCACCUGCUGAAGGAGAUUUGGUACCAAAUGAAUCAUCAAAUUUACCUGAUGCAGCUCCAAUAAUGGGCACCUGUGAAUUCUGUGGCUUCUUUGGUGUCAAAGAGCAAUUCUUCUCCAAAUCAAAGAGGUUUUGCAAAGUGGAAUGUGCUAAAAAGUACUCCGCAUCAAACAUUAAGAAAAGGAAAACAGAUAGAAUUACGCCCACUAAGAAAAGGACGGUUAGAAAACCAACUCCAAGUAAAAAGAUUAAGACAGACGUAUCUUUGAUAAAGCCCCCAAGAAUCGAUGAUGUUGUCAUGGUGGACAACUGGCAAAAGAAAAGUUUUAUUUGGGACGAAUAUUUAAAAAAUUGUAAUGGAAAGGCAGCUCCUGCCAUAUGUUUUAGACACGCUCAAGUAAUGUCGUGUUUAAAAGACGUCCAUAUUGGUAUGAAAGUGGAAGUGAUUAACAACGGGGUCGAAACUUUUAAUAAUGCCGAGAAUACGACGUUCUGGGUCGCUUCGGUUAUUAAAUUCAAGCACUUCAAGACGUUGCUAAGAUACGAAGGUUAUGACGAAGGCGACAACGCGGAUUUUUGGUUUGACCUUCGAUGUCGAGAUAUUCAUCCAGUUGGUUGGUGUGCAAGAAUUAAUAAGCCCCUAAUACCACCUCAAGAAAUCAAAACUAGGAUAACUGAUUGGCAGGAGUAUCUAUUCCGAAGACUGUCCGGUGCGAAGACGUUUUCAGCGGAAUUUCUACAAAAGGUACAGGAGAUACCUCACAAUCGUUUCAAAGUUGGAAUGAAAGUUGAAGUGGCGGAUCGUAAGAACCUGUAUUCCGUCAUGUGUGUAGCGACUGUGGUUGAUGUCGUUGGUGAUCGUCUUCGUUUACGUUAUGAUGGCUUAGAUCCAGAGAUCGCGGAGGAUUUUUGGUGCCAUUAUUAUUCCACUGAUAUCCAUCCAGUUGGAUGGUCAUCUCUCGUCGGUCAUCAGCUGAGGCCACCGAUAGGGUGGAAAAACAGCAUUUCAGAAUGGAACAAACUUAUUGAGAAAAUCCUCGCACAAGACCGAGACGCACCGCAGGAAAUCUUCUCUGAGGACGCGACAGGCACAGCACAAGGCCCAUAUGCGUUUGAAAUAGGCAUGAAAUUCGAAGGUAUCAAUCCCUAUGUACCCAACCAGAUCUGCGUGCUCACAGUGAUCAAGGAACUCAAAUAUAACUACUUCAUCGCUGGCAUCGACUCGCAAGCGGCGUAUUUCUGCUUUCACGCCAACUCACGGAACAUUUUCCCGCCAGGAUGGUGUGAAGCAUAUGGCAUUGAACUUACGCCGCCAAGAGAUUAUCCGAAGAAACCAUUUGACUGGGAUAGUUACUGUAAGAACACCAAUGGACGAAAGGCUCCCUCGUAUCUUUUUCAACCUCAUCGUGCGGACAAUCCCUUCAAAAAGGGAAUGAAGUUGGAAGCAGUUGAUUUACGUGAGCCGGCGCUAGUGUGUCCAGCAACCGUGGUGGAUGUACGUGGUCCUCUAUUAAAGAUCCAUUUCGAUGGUUGGGAUGUGACGUAUGAUCAGUUCCUUGAUAUGGACUCGCUUGAUCUUUUUCCAGUUGGAUAUUGUGAAAUAACUGGUCAUCCUCUACAACCUCCGGGACCAAGACCUGACCCGUAUACACAGCCUGGUUAUCAAUACGAGGAUCCACACAUGAAAGGUAUUCCAGGAAAUAAUCUUACAACGACGCCUUCUAAAAUGAACAAACCUUUAAAGCCAGAACAGGCGAUCAAGUCUAAGCCAGUGAAACCUCCACUGCAUCCUGAAAGCAUGUACUUUGUGAACAGAAGAUGCUGUUGCGGUCCAUUUUUAAACGCUGCGAAGCUCCUCAAGCUUCCCGACACAGUCAAGGGUGUUUUAGGGGGAUCAGACAAAAACAACAUCGCACGAAAAUGCCUGCAGCUUCUGGUAUCCGCGAGCGAAAAUCCUAAAAGUAUUCUUGAACUGUUUUGCCACGAAUUCUACCAAAGCAAGAAGCACAUCGAUCUAGAUUUGGCCGCUACGGUGUGCAUUGAAAUAAAAACGAAAAACGACAAACGGAUCAUGCGACGUGUGAAGAUCGCUUCGAAAGCCGACACGAUACGGCCGAACAUCGAACGCGCAUGUCAGUUGCUAGGUUGUUGCCAGAACGUAUUUGCAAACGUGAAAUACCCCACGGAACAAUGCGAUGAAUGUCGCAUGAAACAAACUAGCGAGUUAGACGCGAAUUAUACAGACAUCACUCAGCAGCCAUUGAGCAUGCCCAGUAGCGAACCCGUAUGACCCUCUGCGACUGCGCGCUAUAUCCAUCUUUAGCUAACUGAAGAUCUCGCAAUUUCCAUGUAAAUACGUUAUUACAUUAUGAUUUAAUGACCCGACCGCGGAAGAAAGGGAAACUCGAUUGUGUACAUAUAUGCGCAUGAAUAAUGUGUUAAAAAAUAGGGCGUGUCCCUUAUGCGUUCUACUUGUAGUAUUUUCAUGCUAAUGUGUGAUUCUAUUUUUGUCUCAAAACACAAAUGAGAAAACAUACACCAGCUUGAAAUUUCGUUAUAGUAGAAUAAUAAAUGUCAUUUAUUGAA
Molecule: messenger RNA, 2937 nt
Organism: Dendronephthya gigantea
Lineage: Eukaryota; Metazoa; Cnidaria; Anthozoa; Malacalcyonacea; Nephtheidae
Product: MBT domain-containing protein 1-like
Exons: 17
Coding region: 29-2641 (870 amino acids)
Biological process (GO): regulation of DNA-templated transcription
Cellular component (GO): nucleus
Molecular function (GO): zinc ion binding
Source: RefSeq, a predicted model, not a curated record